Molecule: messenger RNA, 2320 nt
Organism: Ornithodoros turicata
Lineage: Eukaryota; Metazoa; Arthropoda; Arachnida; Ixodida; Argasidae
Product: ankyrin repeat and SAM domain-containing protein 3-like
Exons: 9
Coding region: 109-996 (295 amino acids)
Molecular function (GO): protein binding
Source: RefSeq, a predicted model, not a curated record
CAACAGCAGUGUUUGUGUGGUCAUGCGCCUUCUAGCCCGCCAUAGCUUCCUGUCAGAAACAGAUACUUGAGUGUAUUUUGUGAACCAUUGUAUCAUUAGUGACCUUAAAUGGCGUCUAGUGUGUGUGCGCAUUGGGAGCAAGUUUACGCUGAAAGCUCUAGGUGCAUGGACUUCAUGACAGCUGUUAGCAUAGGCAACAUCUCGUUUGUCUGUGAAUUGCUUCAACGAGCCUCGGUCAUGCAUCUGAAUUUGAGGAACAAGGAUCUGUGGACACCUCUGAUGUAUGCUGCCUGCUCUGGUUACUCCGAGAUUUUAGAGCUGCUGCUUCGAUAUGGGACGGAUGUGAACGCAGUAAACAUUCAGGGCCAAACAGCAACCGUAUUAGCAGCUAUGUAUGGAAACAAGGACACUGUUCAUCUACUCUUAAAGUUUGGUGCUGAUCGCGAGGUGAGAGAUACUGAGGGUCAUACAGCCCUGUUUCAUGCUGUAGCACAUGGUCACUCUGCUGUUGUCCAGACACUCCUUGAUGCCGGAGCGAAUGUAAACUGUGUAGAUAAAAGUGGCGUUAGUCCUCUCACCAUUGCCUGUGCAGCAAGGCACGAAAAUGUUGUUGCGCUUCUUCUGAGGGCUGGAGCCAAAUUUGGAGCUGGUGGAACAAAUGCGCAGUUACACUCUCACUUGCAUCAAGGAGUGCACCCAAGAGAAAUAGGCCAUAACCAGCAAAUGACCGACUUAGUACAGAUGUGCCAAAAUAUUACUCUUCGCAACAGGAAGACUACAGUCUCUCAAUAUGCAAUCCCAAAACAUGAAAUACAUACUUUAGACCAGCUAUUUCACUACUUGGAUAUCACGAAAUACCUGCCAGUUUUUGAGAAGGAGGGCAUUGAUCUCAGCCAGUUUUUGAAAUUGACUGAAUCUGACCUUGAGGCAAUUGGUAUUAGGCUCGUUGGACCUAGAAUGAAGAUGACAAGAGCGAUUGCCAGCUGGAAUGUGUAGUAGUAAUCAGCAGAAAGCAAACAUGGAUUGAAAAAGACUUACAAGGAAGCGAUAUUAAAGCGAUGGCUUUCCUGGCCUGUCUGUAGCUUCAUGGGACCAACCACCAUGUGACACACCAUGGCCACUUGAGGGCUCUAUAAAGUUACUGCAUUUAAACGUGUUUCGUGCAUACCCAAAGAUGCGCCCAAUUUUGAUAUUGAAACGUUCGUUUCACUUUCAAAGCUGUCUACCAUUACGGCCUGAAAGGUCAGUUGGUGCUGCUUUGUAAAAAGCAAGUCAUCGUUGCAUGAAAACUGUAUGCUUACACUCAACGUUAUCUCCUUCGCCGUAGCGCUUAACACAUCCCAUUCACAGAAAAAUGCGGACCUACCGAAUACAUGCUAAGAUGACAUCUUCCAUAUCCUUCAGUGUGCAUCUUCUUUUCAUUUAGGAGCAAAGUUGCCUUCGUUGAAUUCUUUCAAGCAUUCUUUGGCUCUCUUUCACAACAUCAAACAACGUACUCCUAGCAAUGCCGAACUUCCAUGCAAAAUGAUCUAUUAGUGGACCGUUUAAUCUGUCCAAAUUACACGGAAUCUCAAUAAAUGUAGGUCGCUAUCCUGGAGUUGCUUCUUAAGUGGUGCAAUAGCCGCAGAGUUGUUUGGUUUUGUAUUUGUGCAAUACAAAAGUAUUCCCAUCAAUCUGAAGCAAACUUUUGGCUCCUCUGGGCAAACGAAACAGAAAGCGGAACUUACUGGACCGGUUCUGGGUUUCGAGGAGCUCUCCAGGUUUUUGCGAGCACCGUGGCUAUGCACAUUCUAGCUUGGGCCUUUUUGCUUCUGGAGGUGAAUGCCACUCAGCUAAGUGGCUAGGUGGCUAGACUAUGCAUAUUCCCGAUGGCAACACAAAAGCGUGCAUACAAUGGGCUUCCGAAGUUGCUUGCAAAACACGCUAGCAAAAAAAUAUCAAUGUUAUUAACAGUUUGGAUAGUAGUAGCUUGAACAAAAAUUUGAUGACCUUUGACAACAACUUUUUUUUUGCAACAACAACACGGUUCAGAACUCUCCCUGCAUAACCUCUCAGCCACUGACGGCAUCCGUCAGAAAAAGUGGUUCUGGAAGAUGCCACGCAAAAAAGACUGGAGCACUUGUUGCAGCUCAGGCAUGAAGUGUUAUAAUAAAGCUUGCAAAAAAGCUGCAAUUCUGUCUUCUUAUUCUUGCUGUAUCCAGCAGUUUUAGUCUAUUAUGACUGUUCUUCUUGUUGAAAUUUAAUUCAAAGUGCAUGCUCUCAGAAGUAAUUUCGUGCCUUUUAAUGUUUGCAUACAUCUUCAAUAAAUUCCUGGUGCUGU